AUGACAGACCUGAUCCGGGACACGGCCUUUGGCCAUCUCAUACGAUUCGUGUCACGGAAGAAGUUUCUCCAAUAUCAGGAAGAGGCGGAUCCAUCGUUGUAUAAAUAUUUCAUCGAUGAGAAAAAGUCUGGAUACCUGGCGGACCACGGCGAUACGAAUCCACGCGCAGAUGGAACGGAGCCCGAGACUCUCGGCGGCAUUCGAACGCGUGAGGAGCGAGGCGAAGACUUACCCGACCCCGAGAAGGAACGGAGAUCGUCUGAUGGCGACAGUGGUGGACAGAGAAGCUCCAGCGAUGAUGCACGCAUCAACCACGCGAGCGGUGUCAAGGUCGACCCCGAGAAAGGUCGAGAUCGAGCGCUCGUGAGCUGGUGGGGAGACAAUGAUCCUGAGAACCCCCAGAACUGGAGCCUUUUCAAGAAGUGCUUCGUCACCUUCGAGAUUUGCCUGUUGACUACCUCUGUGUACAUCGGAUCUUCCAUCUACUCGGCCGGCACCCAAAGCGUCAUGGCGACAUUUGGCGUCUCUCAGGUUGCAGCAACUCUCGGACUAUGUCUAUUCGUCGCAGGAUAUGGUCUCGGCCCAAUGCUCUGGUCACCCAUGUCGGAAAUUCCUCAGAUUGGCAGAAAUCCAAUCUACCUCGGAACGCUUGUUGUCUUCGUUGGUCUUCAGCCUGCCGUCGCGAGGGCCGAGAACUUCGGCAUGCUCCUCGCCUUCCGAUUCAUUACCGGCUUCUUUGGUAGUCCUGUCCUCGCCACUGGCGGUGCCUCGCUGGCUGACAUUUGGUCACCGAAGAAGCGAGCCUACGCGAUAUCCAUUUGGGGAGUCGCUGCAGUUUGUGGUCCAACACUGGGUCCGCUUGUGGGAGGCUUUGCAGUCGAAUACGCACCCGUGAAAGGUGGUUUCACUGCUCCGUGGACAUGGCCAAUCUGGGAGUUGAUGUGGCUCUCGGCAUUCUGCCUGGUCUUCCUUUUCUUCUGCUUCCCUGAGACGAGCGCCAACAAUAUCUUGCUCCGCCGGACUCGCCGCUUGCGCAAGAUCACUGGCAACGAGAAGCUGAUAUGUGAGCCUGAGCUCAUGUCCGAACAGAUGACCGGAAAGGAGAUCUUGUUGAUGGCUGCUGUUCGACCUUUCACCCUGAACUUCAUGGAACCCAUGGUCUUCCUCCUCAACCUUUACAUCGCGCUCAUCUACGGUCUACUGUACAUCUGGUUCGAGAGCUUCGUCAUUGUAUUCGUCGAGAUUUACGGCUUUGGACUCGGCGCAGAAGGCUUGGCAUUCCUGGGCAUCCUCAUCGGAUCGUUCGUGGUCAUCCCGCCCUUCUUUUGGUACCUCCAUACAUAUCUGGAGCCCAAGUUCGACGAGAACGGUGAAUGCACGCCUGAAUACCGCUUGACGCCAUGCUUCGUCGGUGCUUUCUGCAUUCCAAUCUGCCUCUUUUGGUUCGGUUGGUCCGCGAGGCCAGAUGUACAUUGGAUUGUGCCUAUCAUUGGCAGCGCAUGGUUCUCGAUCGGUGCCUUCCUGCUCUUCAAUUCCGUCCUCAACUACCUUUCAGACGCAUAUCCGGACUACGCCGCCUCUGUGCUCGCUGGCAACGACUUUUUCAGGAGCACCUUUGGCACCGGCUUUCCGCUUUUCGCGGGUGCCAUGUACAAGAAUCUCGGGGUUGCUUGGGCAAGCAGUACCCUGGCCUUCCUCUCGAUUGCAUUCAUUCCCAUCCCGUUCGUGCUAUACAAGUACGGCGAGACUUUGCGAAAGAACUAUUCCAAACAUGCCCGCAAGGACAUCUAA
Molecule: messenger RNA, 1791 nt
Organism: Pseudocercospora fijiensis CIRAD86
Lineage: Eukaryota; Fungi; Ascomycota; Dothideomycetes; Mycosphaerellales; Mycosphaerellaceae
Product: Benomyl/methotrexate resistance
Exons: 2
Coding region: 1-1791 (596 amino acids)
Biological process (GO): xenobiotic detoxification by transmembrane export across the plasma membrane
Molecular function (GO): fluconazole transmembrane transporter activity
Source: RefSeq, a predicted model, not a curated record